GGUAUGCCAUUUGUUUGGUAUGAUUGGUGAAUUUUCUGUACUAAAACAUCCAGCCUUCACCACACUUAGCAGUAAAUGCUAGUUAGCAGGGAAGUACGAGUAGAGCACAUACAAUUACAACACUAACAGUUAAACAGUAUUUUAAUUUGGGAUAAAGUUAUAUAGAAUCCAUAUGAAGCUUUUAUAUAAAGAAUCUCUUAUUGGUUGUGGAUUUCUGCAGAUAUGCUUAGUACUGGUUCUUUUGAAUGAAAGUGAUUCAAAUCAAUUCGACCCUCAUGUGUUGCCGAAAUAUGGACCCUUUUUUGAGGGUUGGUAUCUCAGAAUAACAGAAUCUCAUUCACCAGUCCGGUUUGGUUUAUUAUUUGGACAUGUAAUUCCAGAGGAUGCCUCAUCUGUAACACCAAGAGUUUUGGCGACCAUCUUGUAUAAGACGUGUCUAGAUGGCGACUGUCCUUUGAAAUCAAUUGAUGCUUUCUUUAAUUUUUCGUCUGUUAAUAUCACGACAAAAGGUCAUCGAGUGACGAAAGACCCUGAUGAUGAGUCACCAGUUAAUUUUGAAUGGGUAGCAUCAAGUAAUUCCAGCAUGGCUACCUUUAAGGUGGUCAACGAUUCCACGUAUUUUGAUUUUAAGCUAAACGGUGCAAGACUUUCUGGGAAAGUGGGAAGCCAUAUCCCUUGGGGCCCACAUGGAGAAGGACCAGAGGGACCUUUCAUAGAACAUUUGCCAUUGCCUCUUAGUUGGUUUGUCUACAGUCUGCGUUCUCAAGUAGUCCAUUAUGAAUUUCAAGAUCCUACCACGGGUACAGUUUGGACAAGUGAUAAUGCUGUCGUUCAUUUAGAGAAAAAUUGGGGAAAAUCUUUUCCAAAGAGCUGGAUUUGGGCGCAAGGAACGUCAGAUGUUGCCUACGUUGCUCUAUCAGGUGGACUUGUAACAAUAGCAAUGAUAGAUGUGCCGGCCUAUUUGAUUGGCUACAGAAAUUUUGCAAAGAAUCUCAGUGUUAAUUUUCAACCUCUCAAUAGCAUUACAGUUAUUAACCAUGAUGGUUGUCGUGGUUAUGCUAAUUUGUCCGUUACAUCAUUAUCGCACAAACUUAUUCUUAACAUGACAACGAAUAUCAACCAACUUAGCGAUUGUCUUUAUGGACCAAUGAAAAAUGGGUUUACAUGCGCGUGUGUUGAAAGCUACGAUGCCAGUAUCGAAGCUGUAUUAUUUAAGAGACACCUGAUAGACGGUUUUGUUGAAAUCGAUCACCAGUUUAUUUCAAAAACGGGCCUUGAAUUUGGAGGAGAAUAUGUAUGUAAAAAUAGAUGUAGGCCUACUGGGCCUUAAAGGUAAUUGCUAAUAACAUGAUCUUUCCAGGUCAAUAAAUAUCGUUUUACCUGAGGA
This is a messenger RNA of Patella vulgata (common limpet), 1387 nucleotides long. RefSeq lists its product as uncharacterized. The record is from RefSeq and is a predicted model, not a curated record. The coding region runs from base 173 to 1330 and encodes 385 amino acids. Gene Ontology annotation, molecular function: tocopherol cyclase activity. NCBI's taxonomy places the organism in Eukaryota, Metazoa, Mollusca, Gastropoda, Patellidae. The transcript is spliced from 2 exons.